CGCCUCGCCUCGCUCCGGCCGCGGCCCCUUCCUCCCGCAGCUGGUGCCGUGGGGCCGCGGAACCACACAUCGCCCGUCUCUAUGGCCCCGGAUCCCAGCGCAAAGAAAACAGAGAGAGAACUGAAACUCCCCCCCACACCCUUGUUUGGGGGCAAGGUGACCCCUUCAGUAGCCUACAACCCUGCUGGGACCCUCCGAGGCCCCGCUCUCCAUGGAAUUUGCGUUUGAGGCAGAAAGGCACGUGACCCAUCCCUCCCUCUGACUUCUGAGCUGUGAUUCCAUGGCCACACAACCUUGUGGCUCCAUGUCCCCCCCAUUUCAGGAUCCUCCAUGGCCCUAUGACUACUUGAUCCCCAUGGCCUCCUGACCCCUGACCUUCCAUGUGAUCACUACCCGGACUUUGACCCCAGAGAUUGCUCUUCCCCUCCCAUCUUGUGACUCUGGCCCUGGCUGCCUUUGGGGUCUUGUGGCUCUGAACUUCCCCAGGAAGAUGUGGGGGAGGCUUUGGCCCCUCCUCUUCAGUUUCCUCACAGUAACAGCUGUCCCUGGACCCUCGCUGCGGAGACCCCCCCGAGAGCUAGAUGCCACCCCACGGAUGACCAUCUCCUAUGAAGAACUCUCCCGGAUCCGGCACUUCAGGGGCCAAGCCCAGAACUAUUCAACCCUCCUGCUGGAGGAGGCUUCAGAACGGCUGCUGGUGGGAGCUCGGGGCGCCCUGUUCUCUCUCAGCGCCCGUGACAUAGGAGAUGGUGCUCACAAAGAGAUCCACUGGGAGGCCUCCCCAGAGAUGCAAAGCAAGUGUCGGCAGAAAGGGAAAAACAACCAGACAGAGUGUUUCAACCAUGUACGAUUCCUACAGCGGCUCAAUGCCACCCACUUCUAUGCAUGUGGGACCCACGCCUUCCAGCCCCUCUGUGCAGCCAUUGAUGCUGAAGCCUUCAUCUUGCCUACUAACUUCGAGGAGGGAAAGGAGAAAUGUCCUUAUGACCCAGCCCGUGGCUUCACAGGCCUUAUCAUUGAUGGAGGCCUCUACACAGCGACACGGUAUGAAUUUCGGAGUAUUCCUGACAUCCGCCGGAGCCGCCACCCACACUCUCUGAGAACUGAGGAGGCACCGAUGCACUGGCUCAAUGAUGCUGAGUUUGUAUUCUCUGUGCUGGUGCGGGAAAGCAAGGCCAGUGCCGUGGGUGACGAUGACAAGAUUUACUACUUCUUCAUGGAGCGUGAAGAAGGCUCCAGCAGCUUCACUCAGAGUCGCAGUAGCCACCGCGUGGCUAGAGUAGCCCGUGUGUGCAAGGGAGAUCUGGGAGGAAAGAAAAUCCUACAGAAGAAGUGGACAUCCUUCCUGAAGGCUCGUCUCAUCUGCCACAUCCCACAGUACGAGACACUACGCGGCGUCUGCAGCCUGGAUGCUGAUAUGUCGGUCCACACGCACUUCUAUGCAGUCUUCACGCUGACAACACAGUGGAAGACCCUGGAGGCCUCAGCCAUCUGCCGCUAUGACCUGGCUGAGAUGCAGGCUGUGUUCACAGGCCCCUUCAUGGAGUACCAGGAUGGUGCCCGGCGCUGGGGCCGCUAUGAGGGUGGGGUGCCCGAACCCCGGCCUGGCUCGUGCAUCACAGAUUCCUUGCGCAGACGAGGCUACAACUCGUCCCAAGACUUGCCAUCCCUGGUCCUGGACUUUGUGAAGCUGCACCCACUGAUGGCUCGGCCUGUGGUGCCCACACGCGGGCGGCCCCUGCUGCUGAAGCGCAAUGUGCGCUACACACAGCUCACCGGAACCCACGUCAGCACACCUGCUGGACCCACCUAUGACCUGCUCUUUCUGGGCACAGCUGAUGGCUGGAUCCACAAGGCCGUGGUCCUGGGCUCUGGAAUGCACAUUAUCGAAGAGACACAAGUGUUCAGGGAGCCCCAGUCUGUGGACAGUCUAGUCAUCUCUCCCCUGCAGCACAGCCUCUAUGUGGGGGCUGCUAGUGGAGUCAUUCAGUUUCCUCUGUCCAGCUGUUCACGCUACCGUUCCUGCUAUGACUGUAUCCUGGCACGGGACCCCUACUGUGGCUGGGACUCCAGCACCCAUGCCUGCAUGGUGGCCACCACCGUCGCCAACAGGACAGCAUUGAUACAGGACAUAGAGAGAGGAAAUCGAGGCUGUGAGGGCAGCAGGGAUACAGGGCCACCACCACCACUGAAGACCCGCUCUGUGCUCCGGGGUGAUGACGUCCUCCUGCCCUGUGACCAGCCAUCGAACCUGGCCCGAGCUUUGUGGCUACUCAAUGGGAGCAAGAGCCUGAGUGAUGGCCAGGAUGGCUACCGCGUGGGAGUGGAUGGGCUGCUGGUAACAGACACACAGCUGGAGCACAGUGGUAACUAUGGCUGCUAUGCUGAGGAGAAUGGGCUCCGGAUGCUGCUGGCUUCCUACAGCCUCACAGUGCGGCCGGCCACCCCUGCCCCAGCUCCCCAAGCCCCUGCCAUGCCUGGAGCACAGCUGGCACAUGACAUGAGGUUGUUCUAUGUGGUAGCCAUCGCUAUACUUGGUGGCCUCUGCCUCAUCCUGGCAUCGUCCCUCCUCUAUGUGGCAUGUCUGAGGGGAGGCAGAAGAGGUCGCAGGCGAAAGUACUCACUGGGUAGGGCUGGCCGGGCAGGGGGCUCAGCUGUGCAGCUGCAGACAGUCUCGGGCCAGUGUCCUGGAGAAGAAGACGAGGGUGACGAUGAGGAGGGGGCCGGGGGCCUGGAGAGUAGCUGCCUCCAGAUCAUCCCUGGGGAAGGAGCCCCAGCCCCACCCCCUCCACCGCCACCCCCACCCCCGGCUGAGCUGACCAAUGGAUUGGUGGCACUGCCCAGCCGGCUUCGAAGGAUGAAUGGCAGUAGUUAUGUGCUCCUGAGGCAGAGCAACAACGGAGUGCCAGCCGGACCCUGCUCCUUCGCGGAGGAGCUCAGCCGCAUCCUGGAAAAGAGGAAACACACACAGCUGGUAGAGCAGCUGGAUGAGAGCUCUGUCUGAGCCUAGCCUCCCAAACAAAUGCUCUUCCAAGCCUGGCUGCCCCAGGCUGGGCCUCUGCUCCCCAACACAGCCACCCUCCUUCACGCCCCCAACUCCAUUCCCCUCUCCCAACUUUGAUGUCUCUGUAGGGCUGGCCAGAAUCAUGGUUAGCCAAAGCCCCCUCUUCAGUCUCCAAGGCACACAUGUGAGCAGCCCAGGCCCACCGGUGCUCCUCCAAGGUAGGGCUCUGCAGGUCCAGAUGGCCUCAAUGCUGCCACCCUCUGCACAGCUCUGUGUGCUGGGUAGUCCUGAAUUCAGACAAGACCUCUCUCUCUGCCAGCCAUCCGAGGCCUGCUGACAUUCCCAUGUGCACAUGAAGAAUGUUUUAUCAGCUGGGCUGCAGUGUCCCUCCUCCUGGUAUCAUCCCGCCUAGAUUCGGGGGCACCCUCCCAAUUAUCACCUUCCUAUCUCUAGUCCUAUUUCCAGUCCCAGUCCCGUGUGGUAAUCCUUUGGCACGAGUCUGGGAAUAGGCCAGCCUGGGAGGUAAGAGCCAUCACUCCCUCUUCUCCCUUCCUGCGGAGCCCUUGUGAGUCCGCCUCCCUGCUCCUCUCGUUCACACGCAGGAGUGCCAGCACUCCAGGCCUGUCCUCUUCCCGUGCGUAUGUGCUAACACACCCGUAUCAUCUGCUUCCAUGUCCACCCGCAUACACAUUCAGAGCCUCCCCUUGCUGCCUCAGUCAGGCUGUGUCUACUAGGUUUGGUCCGCGGAUAUUUCAAAGGGAGAUUUCCCCUCCCAUUUAGCUGUCCUUACAGAACUAGGACAAGUGACCAAUACUGCACUCAAUGAGCCAGCCUCCCUCUUAGGGACCAAGCAACUGCUUCUCCUAGACCACAACAGGGGGAAGUGACUUGAUAUCUCACCUGGCACAUGAAGCCCGUUCUUGGAACUAUGCAAAGGGCAGAGGCUGGGAGUUUGGAUGCUUGGCUCCCAUUCCUGUCCUACCUCACCAGGGCGCUUUCAAGGUCCAAUGGUCUCAGAUGUUUCCAGGCCCAUAUGGGACAAUCAACCCUGACUGAGCUCUCCCAUUCCCCUUGGGUGAGGAUGACUGUUAUUUUUGUAGCUGAGAACGUGGAACCCCACGAGUUUUUACUGCCCUUCACCCAUACCUCUCCCACCUCCACCCCACAAUGAAUGUAUUUAUUGUGAGAAUGGCUGUACUUUUCAGGAAUGCCCCCCACUCACCACCCAGGUGGGUGCAAGAGGCAUGUGAUGGAUCGGGGAGCCUGGGCUCUGCUCCUCAUGUUGGUUAAUAAAAGCCCUCUUUCCCCACA
Molecule: messenger RNA, 4315 nt
Organism: Microtus oregoni (creeping vole)
Lineage: Eukaryota; Metazoa; Chordata; Mammalia; Rodentia; Cricetidae
Gene: Sema4g
Product: semaphorin 4G
Exons: 16
Coding region: 491-3004 (837 amino acids)
Biological process (GO): axon guidance; negative regulation of axon extension involved in axon guidance; semaphorin-plexin signaling pathway
Molecular function (GO): semaphorin receptor binding; chemorepellent activity
Source: RefSeq, a predicted model, not a curated record